Molecule: messenger RNA, 2616 nt
Organism: Labeo rohita (rohu)
Lineage: Eukaryota; Metazoa; Chordata; Actinopteri; Cypriniformes; Cyprinidae
Gene: cbx4
Product: chromobox homolog 4 (Pc class homolog, Drosophila)
Exons: 5
Coding region: 256-1689 (477 amino acids)
Biological process (GO): negative regulation of DNA-templated transcription
Source: RefSeq, a predicted model, not a curated record
CCCCUCUUCGCUCGCUGACGUCACGCGCCUGCCUUGGCUUAUUAUUGCAUGAACUAUUUUCUGUAGUAGCAGCACCAGUGAGCUUUUCCAGUGCCCGCCGCUUAACGUGGAGACAAAUACGAGGGAGAGAGGGAAAGAGGAGGGGUGAGGGACAAAUUAAUCUUGGGCCACAGUGGUGGCACAACGCGAGACAGUAAAGCGUUGCAGCGAAGGUUUUAUUUGGCUCGUUCGCUUCAAACGGGCGCCAGAGACGGAAUGGAUCUACCUGCCGUCGGGGAGCAUGUCUUUGCGGUGGAGGGCAUAGAAAAGAAGCGCCUGCGGAAGGGCAGAAUCGAGUAUCUGGUGAAGUGGCGAGGAUGGUCAGCAAAAUAUAACACAUGGGAACCCGAAGAAAACAUUCUUGACCCGCGCCUUCUUGUGGCUUUCCAAAACAGAGAAAGGCAGGAGCAAAUGGUGGGAUAUCGCAAAAGAGGGCCUAAACCCAAACACCCCCUUGUCCAGCUUCCUGCGUUUGCUCGUAGAUCAAGCAUCCUGGGUGGUCUUCAGGACACAUCAUUGGAUGAGGAAAACCAGCCCAAAGUGGAGCCCCUCCAGAUCCACCGCUCACGGCCGCAGCACUACCAGCUGAAUAGCAAAAAACACCACCAGUACCAACCCAGCUGCAAGGAGAUCUCCGUCGAACAACAUGUGAGUGGGAAAAAGAAGCACUUCUACCAGCUGAACAGCAAGAAACAUCAUCACUACCAGCCGGACCCCAAGAUGUACGACACGCCACUCACGGGACCCAAAGAGGUCAAGGUUCAAGACCCUUCCAACAAAGGGUGGAACCUCCCUCCAGCCUUGCAACAGAAGUGGAUCCGGAACAAAGACACCGGCUGCCUGAGUAAAGUGAAAGAUCUGUCUAUCGAGCUCAAGGGCCUGCCGGAUAACGCUAACAAAGCGGAGCGGGCACUCAAGACGAGUGCCAAAGAGUUUGCACUUCCUAAUGGCAUCAGCAGUAAGAUGAAAAUAAUCAAGAACAAAAACAAAAACGGACGGAUUGUCAUUGUAAUGAGCAAAUACAUGGACAAAGGUGUGCAUUCAUCCAAAGUAAAAAACAAGGAUGUUUCUGAAGUGGAAACCAGGCACAAUGAGGAAUCUACACUGAAUAGUACAGACAAUCUGUCUGAUGGUGAACCUUCAGAGCGCCAUGAGAAUGGCUCUGUCGAGUCCCUCAAAAAUGUUGAACUUCCAAAAAAUACGCCUACAGAGCCUGAACAAAAAGUGAUGGAUGUAUGCGACCAACCAAACCACAUGAACACCAGACUCCACCGCAAGAGGAACCUUUCAGAACCCAGUGAGGACGUGAGAAUCUCUAAGCAGUUCUUCAGCUCCAGGAGCAUCAGUGCACCAAACACCGUGCUUUCUUCUCCACAGAGAGAGCCUAUGAACCUGCAUUACAGGGGCAGUCUAGUCAACAGAGCCUACAGUUAUGACUUUAGCGACACCAUUCCCGAAGAGCCUAUUGAUUUAAGCUGUGGUCCAACCAAAACACUUAAACAGUUUCCCACAGCGGAGAAGGUUUCAGGAAGCUCAGCGCAAGUGGAGAAAACAAAAAGCCAUUUUGAACAGUUUGUUGGUAACGUUAUCAUCACCGAUAUCACUACGAACUGCUUAACCGUCACCUUUAAGGAAUAUGUUCAAGGAUAAUGACUACAGUACAUUGGACUGUCGUUUGCUCUUUCAAACCAGCUUAAAGUUGAUUCAUGUCAGAUGCACUGAUCAUAGCCAUUCCUGAAAACAUAUGUAGGCAUUUAUGCAAAUGUCCGCUGUAUGUUUUCUAAUGCAUAAAACGGAUGAAAUCGAACUUAAAACCCCAUAAGUGUAUAUUGUGUAAUAUAGUUUAUAAAGCUUUUGAAUUUUAAUGCUACCUAAGGAAAUAUAGCGGCCUGUUGGAGAAAGCACACUGGUGGAACUGAAGAAUUCAUUAAAGAUUGAUGUUUAAUGCACUUACUCAUACCUUUCACUGUUCAUCUAUAUCAUGGACCACGUUGAAUUUUUCUUUCAAUUUUGGGGAUUUUUAGAUUGAGAUCCAUAAAUGUCAAGUUGAUUGGAAAGGUGUCAUCAUACAUGUAUACGAAUGUACCUUCAAAAAGUAUUUUUUCAUAUUUUGUUUUGCUGAAAUAUUUUACUUGACGGAUUUCCAGAUGCUGUUGGACAGUGCUAGAUAAACAGCUGAAUUGUUUGCCGUUCCAUUUCUGUAAGAAAUUUAAGUUGCACUUUAUCAUCUCCUGGAUCCCUUUUGUUAAUAAAUUCAGUUUAAAAAAGCUGUUUAACCUUGCAGCAUAAUUCUGUAACAGCAGUAUGACUGUGGUCAGAGAUCAUCAGAACAUGCAAAUUGUUACAUAUGGCCAGAAAUGUAAGAUUGAUGCUUACAGUGUAAUGCUAGAGAUUUUGUAUGUAUCAGAAUUCAGUCAAUGCAAUGUACUGUAGGUACACAAUGAGAUGUACAGUAUGUAAUGUAUGAAUUACACAAAAAGGCCAUUUAUAUGCAUAAUGCCAUGUUUUAUGCAUAGCAAACUUUGAAUUGUCAGUUUGAAAAUGCUUCUCAAAUCAAUAUUAAACUUGAAUAAUAAA